This is a messenger RNA of Lathyrus sativus (Indian pea), 255 nucleotides long. Lineage: Eukaryota; Viridiplantae; Streptophyta; Magnoliopsida; Fabales; Fabaceae. The record is from the annotation of a GenBank genome assembly.
AUGAAAGAAACGAGAGUUGAUAUUUCCUCCUUUGCGAGCUUCUUCUCCUUGUACUUCACAUAUUUUGGAAUGAUGACAGUUUCCAUUACGCCAAAUCAUCAAGUAGCAUCAAUCUUUGGAGCAGCAUUUUAUGGACUCUUAUAUCUCUUUUAUGGUUUCUUUAUCCCAGGACCGAAAAUUCCUAAAUGGUGGAUUUGGUAUUAUUGGAUAUGUCCAGUAGCAUGGACAGUAUGGAUUGAUUGUGUCACAAUAUAG